GACUAAUCCGAGUUAAAACGGUCGGCCUACCCACCUACUCGAUCGGGCCAAUGGGUUAAACCGGUUUGACAACCAACAUUAUUCUCUGGCCAGGCAGCUCUUUGGUCCCAAAAAUAUAACCUUGGGAAUUUGUAGUACGCCCAGUCAUCACCAAUCAUUCACCACACGCCCCACCUUCCUCAGUCUCGACUCGAGUCUCAUCCACCAUUCAAUAACAUUUUGCAUCCUCUCCAACCAUGGCCGCCGCCGCCGCCGACCGCAGCCGCGAUUGCGUGGAUCCCAACAGCGGAUUCUGCCGGAAGACCAAAAUCUUCCACAGCCUCCGGCCUCCCACGCCUCUCCCUCCGGCCGACGAGCCCCUCUCCCUCGCCCAUUACGCGACCUCCCUUCUCCGCACCUCCCCCACCGUCACCGACCUCUCGUCCGCGAGCUUCGUCAUCGACGCCGCCACCGGCGCAGUUCUCACCUACGCUGCCUUCCUCCGCCAGACUCGAUCCCUCUCCCUCGCUCUCAAGCGGCUCUACCCUUCCCUCUCCCCAAACGACGUCGCUUUCAUCCUCUGCCCGGCCUCCGUCCACACCCCCGUUCUCUACUUCGCACUCAUGACCCUCGGCGUCGCCGUCUCGCCUUCCAACCCUCUGAGUUCCGAGUCCGAACUCGCUCACCAAAUCCAACUCACUAAACCUAAAAUCGCCUUCGCCACUUCCCAAACAGCCCCGAAGCUUUCUUCUUCUUCUCCGCUUCACUUCCCCACCAUUCUCGUCGAUUCCCCUCAAUUCCUCUCUUUAUUGACCGAAUCCACAAUUCUUCCCGCCGCCGAACCCUCCGCCUUGGGACCCAGGCAAUCGGACACCGCCGCGAUUCUUUACUCGUCGGGAACGACGGGGAAUGUGAAGGGAGUGAGAUUGAGUCACCGGAACAUGAUCGCACUCAUAUCCGGGUACUACCACAACCGGCAUCGGCACGACCCGGCCCAACCCGACCCGCACCCGGUGGCUCUCAUGACGGUGCCGCUGUUCCACGUCUUCGGCUUCUUCAUGCUGGUGAAGGCCAUCGCGAUCGGGGAGACGCUGGUGCUGAUGCAGAGGUUCGAUUUCGAAGGGAUGCUGCGGGCGGUGGAGAAGUACAGGGUGACUUACAUGCCGGUUUCUCCGCCGCUAAUCGUGGGGAUGGUGAAGUCGGAGCUGACCAACAAGUACGACCUGAGCUCGCUUUUAGUACUGGGCUGCGGCGGGGCCCCGCUCGGGAAGGAUGUCGCUGAGAAGUUCAAGGAGAAAUUCCCCGACGUGGACAUCAUCCAGGGAUAUGGGUUGACGGAGAGCGGGGGAGGGGGAACGAGAAUGAUAGAUGCGGAGGAAAUGAAGAACUACGGGUCGGCGGGUCGGAUCUCGGAGAAUCUGGAGGCCAAGGUUGUGGAUCCGGAGACAGGGGAGGCUCUGGGUCCUGGCCAGAGAGGGGAGCUUUGGUUGAGAGGCCCAGUUAUCAUGAAAGGUUAUGUUGGGAAUGAUCAGGCAACUGCUGAAACUCUGGACGCGGAAGGAUGGCUGAAGACUGGUGAUCUUGGCUACAUCAACUCUCAAGGGUACCUCUACAUUGUGGACAGGCUGAAGGAGUUGAUCAAGUACAAGGCUUAUCAGGUACCACCUGCGGAGUUGGAAGCGUUGCUUCAAUCCAAUCCCAAAAUUGCAGAUGCUGCUGUGAUCCCGUAUCCGGAUGAUGAUGCGGGGCAGAUCCCCAUGGCAUUCGUGGUGAGGAAACCAGGUUCCCAGCUUACGGAAGCUGAAGUGAUGGACUUUGUAGCAAAGCAGGUUGCGCCGUACAAGAAAAUCAGGAGGGUGGCGUUCGUCAAUUCCAUUCCAAAGUCGCCGGCGGGAAAGAUCCUGCGGCGGGAGCUUGUUCAACUUGCCGUCAGUGGCCCGGCAUCCAAGUUGUAAUCAUUUUUUGUUCAACUCAUAGCAUGUAAUAAUACAAUACAAGGACGGGGGAAAUAAAAGAAAAGGAUUGAUGGAAGGUAUAAGAGGUGGGUUGGAUGGAGAAAGAUGCAAUGCAAUGCGCUCAUCUCUGGCUAGUUCACGGAAAAGAAUGAAUCCACGUGCGCGUGCGUGUGGUCAGACCUAGCAGGCAGAAAUUUGUGCUUUUGUAGGCUGUAGCCACUCAAAGCUUCUCGAGUCAUGUGCAACAUAAAGCAUGUGGGUCAAUCUUGGCAGCCUCUGACCACUUGGACUUGGAUUGGAGUGGAGUGGAGCACAACCUGGCGUGACAACACCAAACAACUGGAUCCAAAUGUGCCACCCGGUUCUUAAAAGAUACUAUUUUUUGGAUAAAUACUAAUUUGUCAGAUCUCUUCCUCAUUUCGAAUAUUAAGAAUAUCUAUUAAAAUAAAUAAUAAGUCAAAAU
Molecule: messenger RNA, 2397 nt
Organism: Linum trigynum
Lineage: Eukaryota; Viridiplantae; Streptophyta; Magnoliopsida; Malpighiales; Linaceae
Source: the annotation of a GenBank genome assembly